UUAUAAACGAUGUUGACUCAGCGACGUCGUUUCAGAUCCGGAAAUUCCAACACUGUAGUAGAAAUAGUUUAAGGUUGUGCAGAAACAGAUAUACAAAAUACAUCAUCACUUCAACUUCACUCUCAAAUCCCAUCACCAACCUUUCCGUCCUAAUCCUUGGAAGAAGAUGGGUUCAAAAUCUGAGACUUUCACUUUUGAGGAGGUGGCUAAGCACAAUAACAAGAAUGAUUGUUGGAUCAUAGUCAACGGAAAGGUAUAUGAUGUUACCCCAUUUUUGGAUGAUCAUCCCGGAGGUGAUGAGUCUCUACUCUCUGCUACAGGGAAGGAUGCCACCGUCGAUUUCGAAGACGUUGGCCACAGUGAUUCAGCUCAAGAGACCAUGGCAAAGUACUUUGUUGGAGAGAUUGACAACACCACUCUUCCAGCAGUUAUUAAGAACAAACCAAUACACCCAUCAACACAAGCACCUACCAUAAGCAAUGAAUCUUCUGGAUUUUUUUUGAAGUUCUUGCAGUACCUGGUACCGUUGCUGAUAUUGGGCUUUGCAUUUGGUCUGCAGUACUAUGGAAAAGAAAACAAGUCCAACGAAUCAUAAACUUUGAAUUUGAGCUUUGGCUAUAGUUUUAGACUUUAAGUAUACUUAUAUUAUUAUUCAUAAUAAUCUAUCUAUAUCAAAGCAGAAUCAUAAGGCAGUAUUGGUUUUUUUGGAGUAUUGUUUUUUUGGAGUAUGGUUUAAAUAAUGGAUAUUUUAGUAUCUCAAAAUCAUGCAGUGUUUUUGUAUUAUUGA
Molecule: messenger RNA, 787 nt
Organism: Cicer arietinum (chickpea)
Lineage: Eukaryota; Viridiplantae; Streptophyta; Magnoliopsida; Fabales; Fabaceae
Product: cytochrome b5
Cellular component (GO): membrane; endoplasmic reticulum
Molecular function (GO): heme binding
Source: RefSeq, a predicted model, not a curated record